GCUGCUAAGAGAGACACCGUUUCCAUGCUCAUGUAAACAUUGCUCAGAGGAAGUCAGCUAUGGCUGAAACACAUGAUUUAUGUAUUUAUGAAGAAAUAUUACAUGUAAUAUUAUCGUAACAUGUAAUAUUCCAGCUUUUAAUUGGCUGACAUGUUGUAGUGUUUAUUUUUAAGCUGUACACGUCAUGCUGUUAUUGUGUUCGCUUGUUUAACGGACGUCCUGAUGUUUAAUUAGUCGUUAAUUAUCUCUGAUACUGUUGAUUUCUGUCUGCGAUGGUGGUGGAGGUGGAGAGCUUCUUCGGGGUGUACAUGCUGUACUGCACCAACCCUAAGUUCAAAGGUCGUAUCUACAUCGGCUUCACGGUGAACCCCGAGCGGAGGAUCGGACAGCACAACGCUGGGCGGCACAGAGGGGGGGCGAAGAGGACCAGCGGCAGAGGACCGUGGGAGAUGGUCCUCAUCAUACACGGCUUCCCCUCUGACAUCGCUGCCCUGAGGUUUGAGUGGGCGUGGCAGCACCCUCACUCCUCCAGGCGUCUCUCCCACGUGUCUCGGCGUUCCCGGAAAGAGUCCAGCCUGGAGUUCCACUGGCGCGUCGUCUCCAACAUGCUGCGGGUGGCGCCGUGGAACAGACUGCCACUGACGGCCCGCUGGCUCAAACAGGAGUACCGGAUGGACUUUGAGCCCAGUCUGCAGCCUCCGCUGCACAUUCCCAUCGCUUUUGGGAGCGUGAGAGCCAAGAAGAAGCUGCCGCUGCAGUCUGCAGGAGAGGAGAAGGAGGAGGAGGAGGAGGAGGAGGAGGCGUCCAGGUGUUUCCUCUGUAAAGGCCUGGUUAAGGCGUCGGAUAAGCUGAGCUGUUUCCACCCGUCCUGCGGAAUGAGCAGUCACGUGACCUGCCUCGCCAAACGUUUCCUGAAACCAGAGCCGUCCCACCUCCUGCCGGUGGAGGGCCAGUGUCCAGCAUGUCGUCGCUCUGUGCUGUGGGGGAGUCUCAUUCGCCACAAACACGGCUGCUUCGGAGACCUGGAGGAGUUCACGCCAUCCGCAUCCCAAAGUCACUGGGCAGAUGAACUGCAGAUAUGAGGAAGUGGAGAACUUUUAUUUCCUCCGGAUGAACUGUGCUGUCACAUGACACUGUCAUAGAGAAUUAUGUGUGUAUGUAUGAGUAUGUGUGAUGGAAUAUGUCUUUUUAAACUGAACAGGAAUGUAAAGAAACUUCCUAAAAUCCAACAUCUGUACAGGACGUACCAUUUUUAAUGAUCAUGAUGUAUAUUUUUAGUCGUGUCUGCUUCAGUAUCCUGUAUGUGUUAAUGUAUUUUAAUGCACUGUGUGACAAAUAAAAUAAGUUUUGUAUUGUA
Molecule: messenger RNA, 1357 nt
Organism: Larimichthys crocea (large yellow croaker)
Lineage: Eukaryota; Metazoa; Chordata; Actinopteri; Sciaenidae
Gene: slx1b
Product: SLX1 homolog B, structure-specific endonuclease subunit
Exons: 5
Coding region: 273-1082 (269 amino acids)
Biological process (GO): double-strand break repair via homologous recombination
Cellular component (GO): Slx1-Slx4 complex
Molecular function (GO): 5'-flap endonuclease activity; crossover junction DNA endonuclease activity
Source: RefSeq, a predicted model, not a curated record